AUGUCGGGCAGAGGAGAGAAUGCAAAACCUGUUAAGGUGGUGAUCAUAAACACAGAAUACGUCCAAACCGAUGCGGCCAGCUUCAAAUCCGUCGUCCAGAAGCUGACGGGCAAGGAUUCCACAGUUGCCCUUUCCCCAAAGUCGGCAGACAACCUCUUCCACAACUCUUUCGAAGGAUGCAGACAAAGAGCCACGCCGGAAAGGAGCCGAAUUGAGCCGGUUCAGCAAGCAAAUGCGUCCUUGUGCAGGGACGAAUCGUUCAACAGAUGGAUGAAGGAGAUGCCUCCUCCGGAUGAGCUGCACCAGCUAUGGCCGUGGGCUGAAUCCUAG
This is a messenger RNA of Eucalyptus grandis, 330 nucleotides long. Its product is annotated as VQ motif-containing protein 10. The transcript has a single exon. Bases 1 to 330 code for a protein of 109 amino acids. Lineage: Eukaryota; Viridiplantae; Streptophyta; Magnoliopsida; Myrtales; Myrtaceae. The record is from RefSeq and is a predicted model, not a curated record.